GAGGCAGGCUGCAGCUUCAGGGGAGGGGCAGAUUCAAGUAAGGAUGGUGAGUAGUUUUGUCACUAAUGAGCCUGUAAGUGUGUAUGGGCAGUGUCGGAUCUAUUUCAAAUUGUAGGUUUUGUUUGUUUAGUUUUGGUUUUACUUUUGAGAAUAACACUGUAACGUGUAGUCCCUGGAAGAUCACUUAGAAUGGAUCCCAGAUGCAUUGCAGGUGAAUGGAUGUCCCGUGUUUAACACAUAACCACACAGACACUCACUCAUGAACAAUUUGAGACAGUUAUUUAUUAUGUGAUUGUCAGAUCAAACUAUAAUCAUGACCUCUGGAUUGUCAUUGUUAAUUUCUUUCUCUGUCCAUCCCAUCUGCCUACCAUCAUUAGCAUCUUGGUGCAGAAAGAGUUAUACUGAACCCUAGAAUGAGUGGAAAGCAGUGAAACAUGAAAGGAAUGCUUAGUGAAAAACUGUGUUUGAAGAUCCCUGAGCGUGAAGGUGUUAUCAUCCAACUCAUUAAUUCAUGGCCGCAGAUGGUGUCACCAGGGAGCAAGGAUGCCAAGGAAGACCUGCGGAAAGCCGCCAGUGCUCCGGAGGCCCAGGCCUUGGCGGACCAGGAUCUGCUGCCUGCAGACCAGGCCCAGGUCCUCCAUGAGAUGGCCAAGUACCAGGUCCCACAGAGGUCUGGGGAUACGGUUAUGAUCCAGUCUGAGCACACAGGCGCAAUUGACGUUCUUUCUGCUGACUUGGAAUCUGCAGAUCUUCUUGGGGACCACAGAAGAGUGUCCCCACCUCUGAUGGCUCCCCCAUCCAUCUGGACCUUUGCCAAGGUGAAGGAAUUCAAAAGCAAGCUGGGCAAGGAGAAGAACAGCCGCCUGGUGGUGAAGCGGGGAGAGGUGGUGACCAUCCGGGUGCCCACACAUCCAGAGGGGAAGCGCGUCUGCUGGGAGUUUGCCACCGAUGACUACGACAUUGGCUUUGGAGUGUAUUUUGACUGGACGCCUGUCACCAGCACUGACAUCACUGUGCAGGUCAGCGACUCCAGUGAGGACGAGGACGAAGAAGAAGAGGAUGAGGAGGAGAUUGAGGACCCUGUCCCAGUUGGAGACGUGGAGAGGGGUUCGAGGAGCUCCCUGAGGGGCCGCUACGGGGAGGUCAUGCCGGUGUAUCGGCGGGACAGCCACCGAGACGUGCAAGCAGGCAGCCACGACUACCCGGGGGAAGGUAUCUACCUGCUCAAGUUUGACAACUCCUACUCCCUGCUGCGCAACAAGACUCUCUACUUCCACGUGUACUACACCAGCUGAAGGGCUGUGGGGCAGGGGGCGGGCUGCCCUUUGCUGGCUGAAGCAGGCUGCCAGCGGUGGGUAAAGGGGUACCUCUUGUUUUGCAUAAACAAGAGCUGAUAAUUCCGUGGGAGGCUUGUGGAGCUUCCCGCCCCACCCAGCAUGCCUGACCGUUGCUUUUCCCCUUCCUGGCCAGCUUCUGUAGGUGGUGGCAAAGUGCCCCCCCUCUGUGGUCCUUGACUCUCUCUGCUUAGGACUCUGGCAAAAUCCCUCUGUGAAGGCACCUAGCAGGCAAAAACCUCCAAGGAAAGCAGGCUGUCAUCUUAUAAAACUACCUUUGUGUUGGUACAAGAUUUUAUCACCCAGAUACUGCUCCCCACUCCCCUACCCUGCUCCAGCCAGCUGGUGAUGCAGAUGCGUUUGGUGGGGCCCGCUCUUCACUUCCCAAGGUGCCAGAAGAGGGAGGGAAAAGCACAUUGGCCAUGUAGGAGUCCCAUGUCCUGGACGGAGCAUGCUCUGUCCAGCCUCUCACCACUGCCAUACUCCUGCUAGCUGGGUGUUCUUGGGAUCCAGCACAGGCUGGGAGACCCCACUGCCUUGGAAGGGAAGUUGUUACUCUAGAUGGUUAGACCCCCUCUUUCCCCUGUCUUUGGUGUGUGUGUGUGUG
Molecule: messenger RNA, 1941 nt
Organism: Ochotona princeps (American pika)
Lineage: Eukaryota; Metazoa; Chordata; Mammalia; Lagomorpha; Ochotonidae
Gene: TMED8
Product: transmembrane p24 trafficking protein family member 8
Exons: 5
Coding region: 435-1295 (286 amino acids)
Source: RefSeq, a predicted model, not a curated record